This is a messenger RNA of Nilaparvata lugens (brown planthopper), 2698 nucleotides long. RefSeq lists its product as uncharacterized. The transcript is spliced from 11 exons. Lineage: Eukaryota; Metazoa; Arthropoda; Insecta; Hemiptera; Delphacidae. The record is from RefSeq and is a predicted model, not a curated record. The coding region runs from base 524 to 1897 and encodes 457 amino acids.
UCGAGAAUCUACGGUGCGGUUAAGACGUGCGUGGCGCGGUGUAGUUUCGUGAAGUUAAUUUGUAGAGAUAUUUUCGAGUAAGUAAUGUUGUGAGUAGGCUACGUAAGUGUAACUAUUACAAUGGUUGUUACUUGUGUUGCGUAUGGUUACUUAUGUUGCAGAAUCUAUAUACCUAUAGAGCUAGGAGUGUAUUGUGAAGUUUAGUGUAAUGAUGUGUUAAGUGUGAAUUGAAUGUACUAACUUAAUUUGUAUAUAAAUGAAGCAUAAAAGAAAAAAUCAUCAAAUUAAUGAGUGUGACCUGGCCAGAAUACAUCAUACUCCAGGAACACAACUGGAAAAUCAAAGGACUGGUCUUGGAGGCAGAAACCAACCGAAGUCCUACAGUCGAAGUGGAGACAUGUAGUUGUCUUCAUCCUGUGGUGCUGAGCAGAAGUUGAGACGUCCGUCUUCAGUCUGUCGUUUUGCAGCCUUCAGCCGCGUCACUGCAACAUUAUCACCGUCCUACUUCCAAGAUACCUGCAGGAUGGAUGUCCUCUUCUUUCUACUGAUAUCUUCGAUGAUGAUAUCGAGUGGAAAAGGCUACUCUUCUACGGUGGAAACAAAGCAAUGCAGUGUAUUUCCGGGAAGACCCAAAUGUUUUGAACCCAUAAAGCAAAUCAAAGGCACCGAACAGGAAAUAACAAGCUUCAUCAGUGUAGAAACUGUUACAACUAUCAAUAGAGGAGAAUCAGUAGCGAUUUCUGGCGUCAAAAUCAGUGGUGUGCGUGAUGAUACCACAGUUGGCGAGCGUAGUUCAAGGGUCUGGUGUUAUAAGGAUACUAACUAUGAUGAUACAAUACAUGGAACACAAUUUUGGAAAUCAAAUGGAACAGACUGGAAAAAUGUAACAGAUUUGGAUGCAAAAGAUUUGGUUAUAACAACAAGACGAGAGAAAUGGACAUGCAUCCAGGGAAUACGAGAGACAUCAACAGAACUCUGCAGGAUGGUAACUGAGCAUCUGACGAAGAAAAUUAUUGGUAGAGUCAAUUACCCAGUUGGUACUUACAUUCAUAAAAUUCCAAUUCCACGAUUACGACAUGAUGAACAACAAAUGUACAGAGCUGCUAUCAGAGAGAUAAAAUAUACUGAUACUAGUUUCGUUAAAAAAAAGUAUGAGGGUUCUCUCGAAGAAAAGAGAGAUGAAGUUUCUACUGAAAUUGCAGAAGAAAACACAGGGGAUUUCAUAGAAUUAGACAAAGCUGGAGAUGUAGUCACAGUGUCGAAUAGCAGUGGUCCUAAUUCAUCUGGGAAAAUUGUUUACAAAAGAAAAUCAUCAAUUCAAACAGGAGAAGCGUUCAAAAAUCAAGAAUCCAGUGCCAAGUGCUAUAAAGUUGACAUGGAUCAUAUCAGAACAAACGAUGUAUUUGGCAUUUUUCCCGAGUGGUCGUAUUCAGUAAAUGAUGGUCGAACUUACACUUCUAUUGAGACAUCCAAUUUCCAUGAAAAAUUCAUUAUAACUAAGUAUCAGAUAAUGAGAUGUGGAAUAGAGCAUCAGGCGGACCUUACCUUCUUCAGAGUUGAUAUGGAAUACCUUUUCACCGGAGAUGUUAACGAAGUUCAUGUGACUGAGACCAUAGAUAACAUCUAUAAGUUUAAACUGCCAGGAUCUUCCACAGAAACAAGUUUUGGAAUUGUGGAAUCUUUCGACUUCAAUCUAGAAACUCCAACCGACGCCUUCAGAUUUGCUGGAAAAGUGACUAUUGACGAAUCAUCCACUUUACGGCAUGAUGAAUAUUUGAAAAUGAUAUUAGUACCUGUUAAAACACAAGAAAAAACAUCAAAACAAGGAAAAAAAUUGGAACCGUCGAAAUCAUCAAAAGGAUGGUGUUGUAUUGGUCGAAGUAAAACUGCUCCAUAAUCAACGCUCGAUAGGAAUGGCUCAUACAAAGUGUCCAAUGAUGUGGUGUGAAUUUUGUAGAUUAUGGGGAUUUUGAAGUGAGAUUCACAUGAAAAAGUCGGUGAAAAUUAUAGGAGGCUUCAGUUGUAAUGUUUCUUUUCGACUUCCUUCCGUAAUAAAAGCUGUGUUCAAGUUAUCCCCGUAUAUCCAAUUUUGUAAUAUUAUGCACUAGAGCCGCUUAAAUUUUAACCGUGAUUAAUUUCACGAGAACCAAUCAGAGAAGGUCUUUUUGAUGAGAUGGCUUCUCUGAUUGGUUCUCAUGGAAUUAAUCACAAUUAAAAUUCAACUGGCUUUUGUGCAACCGGCACAAAAUGUCAAAUCCCAGAUGGAAACUAUAAUAAACUUUCAAUUAAACACUUGACAAAAUUUUCAUUAAUUUGUAGUAUUCAUGAAAUGUGAAUGUAAUGAUGUAAUAUGUAAUUUGAAUACUCCUCAAUUAGUAAUAAGCUAACUAACUAAAGGAGUAACUAAAAUACUGUAUAGAUCAUGCUAUAUAGCUUUAAUGAAAUAAAAAGGAAUAUUAUUAUUAUAUUUACUAUUAUUAUUAUUAUUAUUAUUAUUAUUAUUAUUAUUAUUAUUAUAUUAUUAUUAUUAUUAUUAUUAUAUUAUAUUAUUAUUAUUAUUAUUAUUAUUAUUAUUAUUAUUAUUAUUAUUAUUAUUAUUAUUACUAUUAUUUUAUUUAUCAUCACAUUUUAAUGUGAGUUUUUCUCAUCAAAAUCGGCCUAUGGCAAGACUUUGAUGUUAUUCUGUUGCUAUAUUCAG